UGACGCGUGUUUUUUUUUUGCGUGAGGACUGCGUGACCGUUUCCCUGCUCGUCGUGCCUCGAUGAGUGUGCCCGCUGACGCGAGGUCAGUCGGCAAGCGAGGGCACAACACUCACCAAGCGGUUUGCCAGGGGGCGCUCCGGAUAGCGAGGGUUCUAACGGUUGGGGCUGCAGAUGGAGAAGUUGCUGGGCUUUUCGCUGUCACCCGUCAUCCGCCACCAGAAUGCUCUUCCCUUGUACUUUUACUAUUGCCACUACAGCUUCUUUUCUUCACUUCUUCUCCCAUUCCGCUACCUCCGUACCCUCACCUCGCAGCUUUAUUGAGAUAUUUUGGGGGUCAUUUUGUUUUUGAGUUUUUCGCACAAAAUAAACCAGAACGAGUUAACUUUAACGCCUUAUUCACGUAGCCACGAAUCUUUCCACUGAACUCACUUGAGUCUAAUGCUAUUUCCCAUCUAACCUUGAGCGAAAAUGGCUACGGGGGGUUUACAAUUCGAUUUCGAUUCUGCCCUUCCUUGUUCAUACUAGACUCCUUUUUUUCUUUUCGUCAAGCUAUCUGUUGGCCUAUGUCUGCUCGGAGUGUGUUACUAAAUGUCAAUGCCCAGAUCCCGAAUACAAACGUAAGAACAAAGUAACUAGAUCACCAGGAGGAUAGUGAUGAAGAUCAUGGCCACCACUACGAUAAUGAUCAAGAUCAUAAUCACCAUUAGGAUCAUGAUCAUCAACAACGAACAACACAACGAUCAAACCACUAGCACCAUUAGGAUCAUGAUCACACUACUAGGCUGACUAACUUACUAAACUAAACAACUACCAUGACCACACAAGAAGACAACAACAACAAAGAGCAAGAACCACAAUCACGAUUCUCAUACUGAUAUCAGUGGCCGGCCAUUUGGGCUAUUGCAUAAAACAAA
Messenger RNA from Amoebophrya sp. A25, 916 nucleotides. NCBI's taxonomy places the organism in Eukaryota, Dinophyceae, Syndiniales, Amoebophryaceae. The record is from the annotation of a GenBank genome assembly.